CAUGUUUCAUCUUGCCCUUACAGAUGCAGUAGGCGUUUGCUAAAUUUGCUGAAGGAGUGUCUUGAUGAAAGGAAGGGUUUGCCUCAGAGCUAAAACCAACAAAAUUGGGGGGGAAAUAAGGGGUCCACUUCCUUCCUGCGGUUACUAUGACGUUCUGACUUGCAUGACUUAAAUUGCAUUUCUGAGCCUCACCUGAUUGCGAAAUCGCCCAGACCUUGACGAUGUAUUGAUGGCAGAGUGCAAGUGAAACAAGACUGUCCACAUUUUGUCCCCUCCUUCCAACUCAUGUGUGAACCCUCCUGUCAGGGUGUGGCAGAGAGAAAGUGCCUAAAUACAGCUGUGACAGCAACACCACCACAAACAGCAGCUUGCUCACACAGAACAACUAGACCUGAUGGAAGAUUUGACGAUUCAGUAUGUUAACUGGGACCAGGAGGAGAAUGUGGCGAGCCACAGAACGGAGGGUCUGGAUACCGAGACCCUGGUGGUGAGGAGGGGACAGCCCUUCAAAGUCAGUCUGAAGCUGGGGGGCCGCGGCUACGACCCAGCCGAGCACAGACUCAUCCUUAAAAUUAUGCUAGGCCACCUGUAUGUCCAGAUCCCUGUCACAUUCUCCAAGCGGCCGGUGCGGCCCAACUGGGCUGCCUACUUCCAGGCUGACAGCUUGCUGUCCGACCCUCAGAACCUGUCACUGUAUGUGUGCACCCCUGCCACAGCCCCCGUGGGUAUAUACCAGCUCCACCUGCACAUGCUCUCCUCCCGUUAUCACAGAGUCUACAGGAUGGGAGCGUUCAGCCUGCUCUGCAAUCCGUGGUGCAAAGACGAUUCUGUGUAUCUACCCUUGGACAGUCAGAGAGAGGAAUAUGUCCAGAAUGACUUUGGUCUGUUGUAUAUGGGCACCCCCGGUAAAGUCAUAGCCAGACCAUGGUCUUUUGACCAGUACGAGGCAAACAUCUUGCAAAUCUGCAUGAAGCUUCUUGAAGUCAGCCCUCAGCACCAAAAGGACUGGAAGUCCGAUUACCUGAGCCGCGGUGACCCCGUCUACAUCAGCCGAGUGGUGACUGCCAUGAUUAAUUCCGCGGACGACCGAGGAAUCCUGACGGGCAAAUGGUCAGGGAGCUACAACGAUGGUGUCCACCCAACCAAGUGGACAGGGAGCGGGGACAUUCUAAAGCAGUGGUCUGAGUCCAACUUCAAGGCGGUUAAAUAUGGCCAGUGCUGGGUCUUUGCUGCAGUCAUGUGCACUGUUAUGAGGGUGCUGGGGAUUCCCUGUCGCGUCAUCACCAACUUCAACUCGGCCCACGACACCAACGCCAACCUGGUGAUCGAGGAGUAUUACUCCAUCAUGGGGGAGAAGAUGCCUCGCAGCAACGACAGCAUCUGGAAUUUCCACGUGUGGGUGGAGGGCUGGAUGAGGCGUAUGGAUCUGGGAAUGGAGUUUGAUGGAUGGCAGGUGCUGGAUCCCACCCCUCAGGAGAGGAGCUCAGGUAUAUAUCGCUGUGGCCCGGCAGCAGUGAAGGCUGUGCGAGACAAAGAGCUCAGAGCGGCCUACGACAUCUCGUUUGUUUACGCCGAGAUGAAUGCCGAUGUGCACACCUUCAUCGUGUCCGACAAUCAGUCCUUCCUGGUGGACGUGGACUCAGACAGAGUGGGAGCGCUCAUCUGCACUAAGGCUGUGGGGACCAGUAAACAUCAGGACGUCACCGCUGAUUACAAAGCUCUGGAAGCCCCUGAACCCGCUUUGAGAUCACGAUCAAGACCAGCCACCCCUGAUCCUUUAAGAUCACGAUCAAGACCAGCUACCCCUGAUCCUUUAAGAUCACGAUCAAGAUCAUCUACCCCUGAUCCCAUGAUGAUGAGAGCAGCUGCUUUCACACCAGAACCUGCUGCCUUCAACGGAAGACCAAGACAAGGUCUCACAGUGUCCCUGAAGUUCCAGCAUGUUCCACUGGCGGGAGAGGACAUCUGCUUCAUGGUUGUGGUGGCCAACUUGGAGAACGCCAUGAAAACACUGAGACAGCACGUGAACGCCCAGGUCAAAGAGUACAGCAACCUCCCCGGAGACACCUUCUGGGAGGACCACAAGGUCAUGCAGAUCGGCCCUCUCCAAACUCUGGAGAUACCACACAAGAUAUCCUAUGAGACAUGUGAGGCCCUGAUUGGGGAGAACCUGGUCAAUCUGGCUGUGGUGAUUGAGGAUGAGGGGAGUCAGGACCGAGUGUUGGCCUAUGACGAGUUCAACAUUGGCAGCCCUGAGAUCCUCAUAGAGGUUCCAGAUGAACAGAACGUGGUGCGACAGAAAGAGCACCAGGCCCAGCUGACGUUCGUCAACCCGUUCAGAAUUGCCGUCGGUGGGGUGCUGACCGUAGCCGGUGGUGGUCUGCUGGGGGAGAAGAUCAACAUCAGGGUCAUUGGUCUCAAUCCAGGCCAAACCAUGCAGAAGACAAUCACUUUCAGCCCUAAGAUGGUAGGAAUCAAGAUGCUCCAUGCAAGCCUCAUGCUCUACAACACGCCAAUUGUGAUCCGGGGGUUCAAAACUCUUAAAGUCAAACCUAUGUAAGGAGUCUCUUUUUAAUCACAGCACUUUGCAGACCUUAAUGAAUAUCUCCAAAUGAUUGAAUCACCCCGGUACACCACAGUGUAAGAUUUUAAGGGAGCCAGGAAAAGUACUGACACUUAGUAUUAUUUAAAUUAUUUAUUUAUUGUCUGAUUUUUUAAAGCAUAUUUAUAUAUUUGUACCCAGUUAUGCGAUACUCAUUAAUCAAAUAAAC
This is a messenger RNA of Sardina pilchardus (European sardine), 2771 nucleotides long. It is a transcript of the gene tgm5l, whose product is annotated as transglutaminase 5, like. The record is from RefSeq and is a predicted model, not a curated record. Gene Ontology annotation, molecular function: protein-glutamine gamma-glutamyltransferase activity. Bases 395 to 2560 code for a protein of 721 amino acids. The transcript has 19 exons. NCBI's taxonomy places the organism in Eukaryota, Metazoa, Chordata, Actinopteri, Clupeiformes, Clupeidae. Gene Ontology annotation, biological process: peptide cross-linking.